Molecule: messenger RNA, 1956 nt
Organism: Physcomitrium patens
Lineage: Eukaryota; Viridiplantae; Streptophyta; Bryopsida; Funariales; Funariaceae
Source: RefSeq, a predicted model, not a curated record
UAGGACGACGCACAGCUGAACCAACACAAUGCAGGGAGGCUUUGACACGAGCAAAUGAUGAAGUGCAGAGGCUAACGCGUGAGUUGCAAAGAGAUGCUGCAAAUCAUGCCACUGAACGCCGUGAUUAUGAGCUAGAUUUGUGUGCCAAUGCUGCACGAUUGGAGCGUCUGGAAGCCGAGCAUCGCGACUCUCUUGUGCAGAUUGAGGUUUUGAAUGCUAAAGGUGCUUUGUUUGAUGAGGUGCAAGCCAAAUUGGAGAAUCUGGAACGAAGUAACCUUGGUGAAGAGAACCAGAGGGAAGUAAUGACAGCAGCUCUGCAAGUAGCCAUUCAAGAGAAGGAAAGAAUACUUGAUUCCAUGAAGGAGAAAGAGCACACCUUGGAUCUACUGAGCAUGGAUAAAAUAUAUUUGAGUAAAGAGAUCCAGCGCCAGGCAGAGCAAAUUAAAAAAUCAGAGACUGAACUGGAGAGGCAGCAAGAGAAAUUGCGAGAAGUCAAGCGCUCCCGCUCAGAGCUAUACAACAAGUUUCUCGUGGAAAAGGACUCUCAACUUGCUAUUAAACAGCGUCUUCAGGCUGAGAUUGCGCGAAUAGAAGAGGGGAAGAAUCAAGAAGUUGAACAAAUCCGCAAGGAGGCCAAGGCGACUGCUGAUGAAAAAGUUCGGACAUUUCGAGAAAUGAGAGAUGAAGCAAUGACGGCCACUGAGAUGUGCCGUUCUGAAUUGCGAGAUAGUAAAGCAGCUUAUGAUGAGCUUCUUUUGAAGUUUCGAGAGCUUCACAGAGUAUCAGAGUUAAAGGAGACGGAAAGUCGUGGCAAUUUGAAAGUGGCAAAUUUUGAGCUGGACCGUCUGAAAGUUCUUCUUGAAGAGACGAAGGAUGCCCUUGUUCAGAUAAAACUCGAGAACGAGACCUGGGCAGCUAAAAUUCAGAUUCUCAAAGAGAAGGUUAAAGAAGAAAAGAACGGACCUCUGGAGGAACUCAAGUAUGAGCUUGAGAAGCAAGUUUCUGAGCUAAAGGAGGAGUUGCGGUGUACUCGAGCCCAACUUGUGGUUUAUCAGGAGGAGAAGAAUGACCAAGUAGAGGCUUAUAAGAAGGAGAAGGACGCUAAAUGUGAGGCCUGUCAGAGUAGGAAAGAUGCUCAACUUGAUAUUAAUCAGAUCGGGAGAAUUUCUCAACCCCACGUCCCUGACAAAGAGGAGGAGGCUAUGUCUUCAUCUCCAAGGUAUCAAUGUCUUGAAGGUAAGUCCAGCAUGAAGUGUUCAUCGGUCUCAAGGAAACAGAUCAAUGAAGAAGACCUGCCCGAGUCUUUGUGGAUCCCAAUCCAAGAGGAGAAGAAAGCUAAGCACUCAUCGGCAUCGAGGUACGAGGAUUGUAAAGAGAGCGAGAAGCCCAUGUCCGUCUCGAUCUCACUGCUCAAGAGUUGUGAGGCCGCGAAGGAAAAGCUCUUCUCAGCCUCGAAAAUCAAAGCUACUGAAAGUCAUGAGGCCAAGUCACGAGGACUCUUCCAACAAAAUCAGCAAUUAGAAGAACAACUCAGGGCUGUCACUGAGGAGAAAAAUAGGGUUACGAACCGUUUGCAAUCAGUACAAGACGACAUCAGGAAACUGCUGCGCGCACGGGGUUCUGUGGAGCAGCUUCAAAGCAUGCUGAAAGAGAAGGGAGUGUUUACAGGUGCUGGGUAUCAGUGGAAAACUAUCACCUCUUCAGAAAGUAGUCUAAAAGCUGUCAAGAAGGCAUCACCCAAGAUAUCACCCUAGAUCUGUUAUUUGGAUCGUAGUGCAACUCCCAUCUAGGAGAAUACCCAGGUCCAAUCCAUGGCGUUGCAUGCUCGUCUUCUGAGGCCAGAUUGAACACGUCGGAUUGGCUCGUCACACUGUCAAUCUGAAAUCGUCCAUUCACUGGACAUAUCAAUCAGUCAAGGCAGAAUGCAAAUCUGAACAUCAUUGAUGGUUCUCUUUA